GUCGCAUCUUCAUUCAAACUACCACCAUGGCGCAUAGGUUCAAUGCAGGUUCAGAAGACGACGAAGAACGUGACGAUGAUCCAGGAGCAUAUGUAAUUAGGCUUGGUGUUCACGCUGGUAAACGACUCGAUUCCAUUCCCACCGACUACAGGUUGUGGGCAACAGGAGCCGACUGUCAACGUUUCCACUGGUAUGCGGAUUUCAAAGAGGCCAAUGAUCGAUAUGAAGAACGACUUCUUCAAACUCCUGAAGCCUACACUUUGUCCUUCGGGAAACAUAAAAACAAAAGACUUGAUGAAGUGCCAGAAGAUUACAUUUGGUCGGUCAUUCGCCCUUCAUUUUGUAAUAAUACCUGGUACCAGAGCCUGGUGAAAGCUCAUCGUCGUUACCUGGACAAUGUAUACCGAAACAAAUCACCAGGCUCAGUUAACAUCUGGUUUGGGAAGUUGUACCUGGAUUACCCACUCAGCUUGGUCUACAAGCGGCCUGAUUUCAUUAAAUUUUGCCUGAAACCAGAGCAUAGCGAAUUUAAGUGGUAUCACAGGUUCGAAGACCUAGUCCGGAGGUACAAAGCGCAUCUCGCGACCCACAGACGGCCACAUCGCAGAAGAAAACCAGCGAAUGUGGAAAAUCCCGUAGGGGAACUUCUGGGAUCAUGGGACGACCAUGGGUCUGUGGAGCCAGGUGAUAAAUAUGUGCGAGAUGAUUUUGUAGUCGACGAUAGUGAGGGGGAAGAUGAAGGCGAAGAUUCCCAGGAGGGUAGUGGUUCCAAAUCCGACAAUAGCAGCGGGGACCACGGAUUUGAUGAUGAUUUUCAGGGUGAAGAGGUGUAUAAUGACUCUGAAGUCAAUACAGCCGGUGACAUAGUAGACGGAUCAGGUCCAGAGCGGCCUUCUCUCACGAGUGCGGGUGUCUCUCAAGCUUCGGAGCCGAACUCAGAUUCGGAUGACGAUACACCUCUGGAUGAAUUGUUCAACAAGAUCAGGGCGAAGCGGGUUUCUGGGAAAAGAAAGGCGGAGGUCGUGUCGUCGCCCAGCCCCCAAAGAAGUCAUCAAUAUGAAGGCGAGGACAGUGAUGAUGACAUCGUUGCUCAGCCGCCACGACAACGCCGCAAAGAUGCUGGUUUACACAUUAUCAGUGCUAAGAUGGCAGGUCAUGAUAAGCCUACCCAGACUGAUAUCCACUCUGGAGCAGAGCCUGUUGCUUCAACUUCGCAUCUUGAUGAACAAGAAUCUCCUCAUCAACUUUCUGACUCUGGAUCGUCCCAGGAAUCCGCUGCAAGUUCAAGCACAGCCGAUGAAUUGCAAACUGAAGAUGAGUCUUCACAGAGCGACAGCGAGAAAUUAUUGAAUGAUGGUUAUAUUACUCCUCCCUCACUCUUGGGAAGUUACUAUCGUCCGCUUCCACGUAUAAUUAAUAGCUCCUAUUACCAGGAGAUGUCUUAGCGGAGGUCUAUGGCAGAGUCCAGGCAUUCGUAUUCAAUUGUAAUGAUAAUAUUCAUCUGAGCUGCGAUGUAGUAUGGAGCGCCCCCUUUCAUAUCCGAGCUCAGAAGUUAC
Molecule: messenger RNA, 1556 nt
Organism: Suillus bovinus
Lineage: Eukaryota; Fungi; Basidiomycota; Agaricomycetes; Boletales; Suillaceae
Exons: 4
Coding region: 27-1445 (472 amino acids)
Source: RefSeq, a predicted model, not a curated record